GUCUCAAUAUGCAGCGGUGUACAGUAAGAAAUCGUGUCCUCAAAUACACAUACGGUAUUGAAAUUAAGUCAGAAUGGAAACCAGGAGACCCGCCUCAACGUCGCACUGCUGAUGGUCGCAUAAACAUCUUCAAACGUCUUGCUCAGCGUGGCAUGGAAGUAUCUGCCGAUUCUAAAUUUGGAUAUGAAUUGAUGCCAACAUCUCCUGAUCAGACAGAAAUGAAGAUUGACAUAUACACCACUUGUGAAGAUACAGCAAAAUAUUGUGAUGACCCUGGCGUGAAGCUGCUUGGAGUUCUGUCUAUUAAGUUACCUAACGCUAAUCUCGGACUUGCUCGGUCGGUAAAUUUUAGCCUUAUGUUUGGAAAAAUGGAAAUAGAAGCACAGGCUAAAGACACACUGACUGGGAAUACAUAUGAAACUUCAUUCGCUCUCUCUCUAUAA
Messenger RNA from Paraglomus brasilianum, 443 nucleotides. The record is from the annotation of a GenBank genome assembly. Lineage: Eukaryota; Fungi; Glomeromycota; Glomeromycetes; Paraglomerales; Paraglomeraceae.